GGGUAGUGAGGGUGGUAGCCGGGCAGCCGCGGAGAGAGAGAAGAUUAGAAAUGCCAGAGCCAUUUAAGUGAUGAUUAGUUAUUGAAUCCUGACACUGUUUAACUUACCCUUUUGCACCACUAACUUCAUGGUGAAGAGUUCGGAAUAAAUAACAGAGGGUAGGAGAGACAACAUUCAAAUUCCCAUGGCUAUCCCAAUAACAGUGCUUGACUGCGAUCUCUUACUCUAUGGCCGAGGGCAUCGGACACUGGACCGCUUUAAGUUGGAUGAUGUGACUGAUGAAUACUUGUUGUCCAUGUAUGGGUUUCCUCGGCAGUUCAUUUAUUACUUAGUGGAACUCUUAGGGGCUAGUCUUACUAGACCCACCCAACGAUCUAGGGCUAUUAGCCCAGAGACACAGAUCCUUGCAGCUUUGGGUUUCUAUACUUCAGGCUCCUUUCAGACGCGCAUGGGAGAUGCUAUUGGAAUCAGCCAGGCCUCUAUGAGUCGAUGUGUUGCCAAUGUCACAGAAGCGCUUGUGGAAAGGGCCUCACAGUUCAUUCACUUUCCGGCUGAUGAAGCCUCCGCGCAGGCUCUGAAGGAUGAAUUCUAUGGGUUAGCGGGGAUGCCAGGGGUGAUAGGGGUUAUUGACUGUAUCCAUGUGGCAAUCAAGGCACCAAAUGCUGAAGAUCUCUCCUAUGUGAACCGCAAAGGGCUGCAUUCUUUGAACUGCUUGAUGGUGUGUGACCUUCGAGGGGCACUAAUGACUGUGGAGACACAUUGGCCAGGCAGUCUGCAAGACUGUGCUGUGCUGCAGCAGUCUGCUCUCUGUAGUCAGUUUGAAGCUGGGAUGCACAAAGAUAGCUGGCUGCUUGGUGACAGUUCCUUCUUUCUGCGCACCUGGCUCAUGACCCCACUUCAUAUAGCUGAAACGCCAGCCGAAUAUCGCUAUAAUAUGGCCCAUUCAGUGACUCACAAUGUGAUUGAGAAGACUUUCCGAACCCUCUGCUCCCGAUUUCGCUGCCUAGGUGGUUCCAAGGGAGCCCUGCAGUACUCACCUGAGAAGUCCAGCCACAUCAUCUUGGCUUGUUGUGUACUCCACAACAUCUCCCUGGAGCAUGGAAUGGAUGUUUGGUCCUCCCCACUGACGGGACCUGUGGAACAGCCCCCUGAGGAAGAGUAUGAGCACAUGGAAACCCUGGACUUAGAAGCUGACCGGAUCCGCCAGGAGCUGGUGCUCACUCAUUUCAGCUAAUAGCAAGAGACUUUGCAGAAGUUGUGACAAGCAUUUCCCUUCACCACCGCCUACCCAGUUCCAUCAUCUAGCAUGACUGAGUGUGGGGACACUUGUCACAAACUGACAUUUUAUCUGUGUUUUAGGAGGGUUGGGACUAUGCCAGCAUAUCUUGAUUCAUUUGCAAAUGCAGUGACAAAAUCAAAAGUAAGAC
Chrysochloris asiatica (Cape golden mole) is the source of this 1427-nucleotide messenger RNA. It is a transcript of the gene HARBI1, whose product is annotated as harbinger transposase derived 1. NCBI's taxonomy places the organism in Eukaryota, Metazoa, Chordata, Mammalia, Afrosoricida, Chrysochloridae. The record is from RefSeq and is a predicted model, not a curated record. The transcript is spliced from 3 exons. The coding region runs from base 185 to 1234 and encodes 349 amino acids.